Lepisosteus oculatus (spotted gar) is the source of this 2253-nucleotide messenger RNA. Its product is annotated as short coiled-coil protein B. The record is from RefSeq and is a predicted model, not a curated record. Lineage: Eukaryota; Metazoa; Chordata; Actinopteri; Semionotiformes; Lepisosteidae. Gene Ontology annotation, cellular component: trans-Golgi network.
UGUAAGUGCGCCGCAGCGCCCAGUGAGGGUUUGUUGAUCAUUCACGGGGAGACCGCAGUGACAGGCUUGUUAAGGUUUCAUUAUAAACGCUCCGCCUAGAGGUUAAAUUAUUUCUUCGCUUCUGAAAGUGGACAGUAGAUCUGCAGCCCUGUAUUCUAAAGAAGAAGACGAGUAUUUCACCAUGAACUCCGACAUAGAUGGAGACACUGAGAAUCAGGUGGAGCUGGAGGAGAAGACGAGACUCAUUAACCAGGUCCUGGAGCUGCAGCACACUUUGGAAGACCUCUCGGCACGAGUCGAUGCGGUGAAAGAAGAGAACCUCAAGCUGAAGUCGGAAAACCAGGUGCUGGGACAGUACAUUGAGAACCUCAUGUCGGCGUCCAGCGUCUUCCAGACGACUGACACAAAGAGCAAACGAAAGUAAGGGGCUGCCUCCCCUUUCCCAUCUCCCUGACCACCACCGAUCAUGUUUACAUCUGUGUAGUCAUUAAAAUGCACAUUAAGCUCUGUUUAUAGGUUUUUGUUUGUAUUAAUUUAACAUUUUUUAUGUAAUCUGUUCCGGUUUGGCGUAAAGCCGCGGACUCGUCGUGCUCAGCCUUCUGCAUGGGUUGGGGACUUCCCAGAGAAUCGCCUUCUACGAACGAUGUUUCGUGUGGCGUCCUUGACUCUUUUAGUGAAGUUUGCAGGGACAGAAGUUGACUUCACCAUCUGUGGUAUUUUCCUGUCUGUGCCAGUUUGUCAAAUGGAAAGGACUGUUUUGAGCGGUUUGCCACAUGCAGGACAAAACAGACACACUAGGGAAUUUGAAUAGUGUGCAAAUCUGUGUGAACUUGAGGAAUUUAAAUAAUAAACCUGCAUGACUUUGACUGGGAAGGCGAGUACAGGGCUAUACAAGACUGGUUUAGAGAAAUAGUUCAGAUUAUUUGGCUUUUACAGUUCUCGGUGAGUCCUUACCAAUCUCUUGACAAGUCUGGUGUGAUGUAACAUAUACACCAGAUUAUAUCUUUUCUGUAUAAAUAGGUAAGCACAAAGAGGGCUGUACAGAAACAGUGUAUACUAUGUGUAUGCCUGAAUACACUGGUUCCAUCUACUUACUUUCAGCAGUAUCUGUUUAAGAUGAAAGUGCUUUGUAUUGAUUUAAACUAUUGUGAGUGUCAGCACAAUGAGAAUAAGGCCACUCGCAUUAUGUACUGAGGUCAUUACCAGUGAAGUUGUAAACACUCAGCGUUAUUAUUCUAAUAUGAGUUUAAUGAGGAUUAAACGGAUACACUUUCUUUUGCACAUAGGUGUAUGGGCAAAUUAGUAUUACAACAAAAAUGAAAAAUGUGUUCUUUUUACUGAUCUGACUGCUUUAAUUACUGUACCUGGGGAAUAAAAUGCAGUGUUAAACAAUGCUUUUAACACACAAGGGACAGAGCUGACUGCUCUCUGACAUUAUAAAACAGUCUGUUCCAUUUCAGAUCGGUGGAGUUUCUAGGGAAAAUGUCAAUAGAGGGUUGGAGUUUCCCAGUUAUUUCAGUCAUCAGUUUCGCUAAUGUUACUGUUAUUCAAAGAUGAAUUGGCACAGAGUUUUUUUUUAACCGAAGGCCAAACUAGACUUGGUACUCAGAAUUUAUUCUGAAGAUGAUCAUCAUGUUCUGUAGAGCUAGUUUACAAAGAAUCAGGAGAAGCCCACAGACUGAUGAAAUUUGCCACCAGUGCAGACAUGGUAGGCCGCUGUUGAUGUGGUGCCAGUGUAGUUUCAGAUGAUGUUGUGGUUAAGUGGGCAGGAAGGCUAAGGAGGAAUAAUGGCUUGGCACUGCACUUAAAGGCGGAAGAAAUAUUGAUCAUUAAAAAUUGUUAGGAACAUUGAUUUGUGUUUGGAUUUGAAAACAUUCAGGGCACAGUCAAAUAAAAUGUGGUGCCAGAUGCUAUUUAAUGUAAAAGUGGAUCCAAGUCUCCUGUUAUUAGAGCCCUUUAAAACCGUGGCCAACGAUCAGGUGUCCGCGUAAGUGUGUAUUUAUGAGGAAACAAGUCCUGUGGGGUGUUUCCUUGAUGAAGAGAAUUAACCUGGAGUUUUCAGAACUUUUAGAGAGAAUGUCAUAAUUUAUUUGCAUUGAAAGUAGUUUUAUUAUUUUUUUAUUUUUUCCUGCGGACAUGUAACUUGCCUACACACCCCGAGAUAUUACUGACUUUGUGUGUAGAUUGUGUACAUUUUAUUACUGUGUUGGCUUUUGAGACUUUUGUUUUAAUAAAGAUGUUUUUGCUUUUGCA